CACAGAAACACAGAGAAGAGACGACACAGCGGGACGGACACACUGAGAGAGACUCGAGAUGCAGUUCUGUGGCUGUUUGCUGUUUUCCUGCCUGCUGCUCAUCACGCUGUUGCACUGCAGCGCUGUCGGCUUCAGAGUCCAACAGCGUGUAGACCGGCGCACCUUGAGGGCUCCAGCACCUCUUCGGCCUCCAGCACAUCUUCGGCCUCGUCCUGGAGGGGUGAAGGCAGGGGAGGAGCUGACAGCCAAGCUGCUCCGACUGGACGACCUGGUGAGGAUGGAGAAUGAUGUCAUGGAGCCAAAGAGGAAGCGGAGUUUCCCCAGUAACAAUGCCCCGCUGGACCGCCUGUCUGUCAGCUCCAUGGAGAUCAAACAGGGAACGAACAAGCAGAGCAAGGUAGUUGAGUUGCCACGGCGACGAGUCAACCCACCUCCCGUUGACAGGAUUGGAAUGAGUCGUCUACCAAACAGCCGAGGAUAGGCCACGCCCCCUCCCUCUGACAGUCUGGCCCCUCUCUACAGCACCCUCCUCUGGACAGGUGCAGCACUGCAGUCGACUCACAUUCCCCCAAAACACUGAAAUGAUUCUUUCAACUCUUCUGACGCUGUUCUCUCUCCGCAGAGGAGUCACCACAGAUGCAUGAAACACAGCCAAUCAUCAACCGCCACGCCCACCACCUGUCAAUCAUCUACCUUCACUUCACCUGGACACCCCCGACCCCCACAGUGAUGAAUGUUUAGUGACGGUGCAUUCAGGUGCUGCUUGGUAAAUUUAUUGCACGUGUCUGAGAAUGUCAGGACCAAAUAAUUACUGAUCAGAUUUCAUGUUUAUGUCUUAACAGGAAACCUCAAACUGAUAAUUGUCACAUUUAAAAAACAUUCAAUAUCCGUCUUUAGAUUUUAUAAUUCCAUAAAAUCACCGUCUGAACCUAAACGUCUCAACGAAAACUGCCACACCAAAACAUUGUGGCAGAAGAUUAACUUUUAUUAUUAAUUUAAAAUUUCAUUCUCCAUUAAUUUCUGUCCUGAAUAAUCAACUGUGGUUUCAAGAUAGCUCCUAAUUUUAAUCCAUUUCAGAUUGUUUUUCUUCAGAGUUCGUCUACAGCAGUUUGUGUUAGGCAGUGGUGAAAAGUAACUAAGUACAUGUAUUUGUCAAACUGGUACAGAUAUUUUUUUACUUUCACAGUUAUGAUGAAACAUUCUCGCAGUUUUUUUUUAGUGUCACCUGAAUGCACCAUCACUGCCCCUCCCUGCCUCCUGUGACUCUGACUGGAGGCGUCUGUCGCCUCAAACAUCCGACACGACUUGACACGAGUCUCUGCCUCGUAGUGCAGCAGGUCUGUUUACAGCAGGACGACACGCUGAGAGACGUCUCCACUGCGCCGGGACAUCACGAGAACCGGACCGACCUCCACUGCAAAUAAGUGACGACCAUGAAGCCAGUGAGAAAGAAUUUAGGGUAGAGAUGCACCGAUUUAUCGGCUGAUCAUCGGUAUCAUCCGACAUUCGCCUUUUUAAUCACCAUCGGCCACCAGCAGUUAAAAUGACAGUCACUGAUGGCCGAUGCAUUCUGUUGUGUCAGUUCAGUUUUUCGCAGGUUAAAAAUUAGUGGCCAGUUGCACAGAGCACCUGAAGUUAAGAUUGUCCAUUAAGGUUUCCAUUAAAUUAAAUCUGUUGCACAAAACAUCCUUAAGUUUUUCUCCUUAUCUUAGUCUUAUAGUUAAGAAAUUCAUGUUCACAAGUCAACAGUGUGCCGCGUCAUUCGCCGGUUGUCAGACGCCCUCACCUGUCUGCUGAACACCGUGCUUAAGUUCCCGUCCAAACGUCGCAGUUUCUUCCCACAUUCGUGUUAUUUUUGGAUCAAAUUUAUUUUUCAUUUUGUUCUUUUAUUGAAUUUUUUCUUCCUCUUACCAAUUUGGUUUUCAUGUCUUCUUCUACCAUUUUUCUUAAAUAUCAGGCGAACUUUGAGAAUACGUAGGCAUGACAACAGGUAGCCGCUAUAGCCAAUCAGCAUUGAGAUCCUCUGGGGAUGAAUGACGGCGAGGACGUACUGGUGGAAGUUCAUUCAUCGAUUCAGAGAUUUCAUGCGCGUAUGACGUGAGUCAAUACACAGAAUAUUCUAGUGAAAAUUCGCAUUGCGUUUUGUGUGAACACAACAUAAAGAGGGGACUUUGUAGCGGCUCUAUAGCGCCACCUCUGUGUGAAAAGGGUUUUAAACAGACAUGAGUCUGAUAUCUAUCUGAACAUGUCACUGUAGGAAAGAAAGAAAAAGCCAAACAUGUAGAACGAUUCCUUCCAAAACAAACCGGGUCAGAUGGACAGUUUAUGUAGUUCCAAUUUAAUGGACUACAACACGUCAUAUUAUCUGGAAUAUUCCUUUAAAACCUCAAACACAUCAUCACAGCUGUGUUGCCUUCAGUCAGCUGGUUCAGGUUCAUACGAGUGCUGCUUCAGCACAUUACUGUGCGACACUUAACGGUCCAGGACGACACGCCGGCGCAGUGGAGACGGUUUCCUCGUCAGUGAGAGGUUUAAAAAAGAAAAAAAAAAAAACACGUCUGAUGUGACUUUGUUCCGGUCUACGUUCAGUCCUGUUCCACUGAUCCUGUUUUUAAAAUGCUUCUUACUGCCUUUAAGUUUAAUUGUGCUUAAUAAAGAGUUAAUGAUCA
Messenger RNA from Epinephelus moara (kelp grouper), 2669 nucleotides. RefSeq names its product osteocrin (gene ostn). Bases 59 to 481 code for a protein of 140 amino acids. The record is from RefSeq and is a predicted model, not a curated record. Gene Ontology annotation, molecular function: signaling receptor binding. The transcript is spliced from 4 exons. NCBI's taxonomy places the organism in Eukaryota, Metazoa, Chordata, Actinopteri, Perciformes, Serranidae. Gene Ontology annotation, biological process: hormone-mediated signaling pathway.